AUGUUCUCUGAGCUUGGCGAUAGCCACAGCACCAGCGUACAAGAGCCUAACAAAUCGCACACUGCUCCUCAAAUCCUCGAGCAGCGAAUUGCAAAUCAGCUUAUCAACUGGACCACAUCAUAUCGUGAUCGAUUCGGCAAUGGCUGUGUCAAUGUCAUUAGUUCAAUUGAGUUUGCUAAAGUUGACAACACGAUUGAAGGGAAGCAAGGCAAGUCAGAACGGCUACGUCUUAGGUCUCAUUACGCGAGACUAAGAACCCAUCGAUUUAGAACUCUUGGACCGUGUUGGCCAUUACAUAGGACUCGCAUGAAACUGUGCAGAAGUAACACAGAAAUGAUCAUUCUGAGCUAA
Molecule: messenger RNA, 351 nt
Organism: Plasmopara halstedii
Lineage: Eukaryota; Oomycota; Peronosporomycetes; Peronosporales; Peronosporaceae
Exons: 6
Coding region: 1-351 (116 amino acids)
Source: RefSeq, a predicted model, not a curated record